Dovyalis caffra is the source of this 279-nucleotide messenger RNA. Lineage: Eukaryota; Viridiplantae; Streptophyta; Magnoliopsida; Malpighiales; Salicaceae. The record is from the annotation of a GenBank genome assembly.
AUGAGUAAUCUCUUUUUGUCAGCGAUACUGGAAGAAAAGCAGGAUAGCGUACGUGAGGCCGACGCACAAGCAACACAGUCACGACUGAAAACCCUUCAGGGGUACGACUCACAGAUACCAUGCAACGAUGCUGUGAAUAUAGAUAAGCUCCAAUUGGCACAACCUUGGCUCUUAGCAGAACCACUAACCAAAGCUAAAAUGGUAACCCAAAAGUUGCGUAGAGACGGAAGGUGCAACGCCUUUGUGAACAAUGACUUAGUUAGCAAUUUUCGGCCUUAG